Halichondria panicea is the source of this 1108-nucleotide messenger RNA. RefSeq names its product rRNA-processing protein UTP23 homolog. The transcript is spliced from 6 exons. The record is from RefSeq and is a predicted model, not a curated record. The coding region runs from base 99 to 869 and encodes 256 amino acids. Gene Ontology annotation, molecular function: small ribosomal subunit rRNA binding. Gene Ontology annotation, cellular component: nucleolus; small-subunit processome. Lineage: Eukaryota; Metazoa; Porifera; Demospongiae; Suberitida; Halichondriidae.
UAGAUAAAGGGUCGAUAAAGGUGCUGACUUGGCCAUAGGUUUAGGAGAUCGAGAAGGCAUGUAUCAAGAAGGCCUGGCCUAGCUUAAAGAGAGGAGCAAUGAAGAUCAAGAGAAAUAAACAGGCCAAGAAAAUCUUAACCUUCUACAAGCGUAACUUUGGACUACGUGAACCAUUUCAAGUUAUAGUUGAUGGCACGUUCAGUCAAGCUGCUCUCGUGGGCAAGAUCCUGAUCAAGGAACAGCUACCAAAGUACCUGGGGGGAGAAGUACAACUAGUAACAACCCGCUGUGUGAUAUCAGAGCUGAGUUCCUUGGGUAAUAAACUGAGUGGAGCCAUGCACAUUGCGAGGAGGUUCAAACUGAGAAAGUGUACCCACAGUGGAACACUACCUGCUGCCGACUGCAUACUUGCACUAAUCGGUAGUGAUAAUCCUCAUCAUUAUUUGGUGGCGAGCCAAGACCAGGACAUGAGAAGGAAGUUACGUCACCUACCUGGAGUCCCUCUAAUGCAUAUCAUCAGAAACACCAUUGUUCUCGAGAAACCAUCAGACUCCACACUAGACAAGGCUGAAGAUCUCACUCAGUCUAAGAUGGACUCCAGUUCGCAGGUCCUUGAUCGCCUCACACCCACCUCUGAGCAAACUAAACCGACAGUCCGACAAAGAAAGAAAAUAACCAAAGGCCCCAACCCCCUCUCUGUUAAAAAGAGCAAGAAGAAGCCAGCUGGUAGUGGUGCUGUUGGCGGUGGUCUGGUUAGCAAGAGUAAGAAAAAGAGACAAAGAAUUCAGCGGAAAAAAGCGUUGGAGAUUUUGGCUCAAGUGGUGAAGUCCACAAAUUCACAAGAACUUGUCCGAACUCAGAACAGCUAAUAAACAACAUCUGUUGCCCUAAUCCCUUGACCAUGAUUGCACUGUUUCGCUAUUAUUCCUGUGGUUCUAAGCUAGUGAUAUCUUUUGGCUUUGGGCCUGAUAAGCUAAUCUCUUAAUUGACCACCAUUGUUAAUCAUUAUACCACUUUAUGCAUUCUUGGGUUAAUUGUGAUCACGUACACUGUAUUAAUCAAGAAUUCAUGCACUACUGUGGACAUGCAGUCAGUGAAGUUGUGUAAA